Messenger RNA from Echinococcus granulosus, 696 nucleotides. RefSeq lists its product as hypothetical. The transcript has 3 exons. Bases 1 to 696 code for a protein of 231 amino acids. Lineage: Eukaryota; Metazoa; Platyhelminthes; Cestoda; Cyclophyllidea; Taeniidae. Gene Ontology annotation, molecular function: DNA binding; DNA-binding transcription factor activity. Gene Ontology annotation, biological process: regulation of DNA-templated transcription. The record is from RefSeq and is a predicted model, not a curated record.
AUGGCACAAGAAUACCCUACAGAUGAAGAGUUGGUUCAAAUGACGACCAUGCAAUUAAGAAGCCUCCUUGAACAACACGCCAUUUCCCAAGAGCAGCAUCGCGAGCUUCGUACCCGGCGCCGUCGCCUGCAAAAUCGCAAAUACGCACGUCGAUGCGCCAAGAAGAAGCAGACAGAAGUUGCUGAGUUAGCGGCAGCAGCCAAAAAGGAGUCGUCAGCCAUAAGGUCCCUACGACAACAGCUCUCACGGUUGAACACCUCGGUUGACAGACUGGAUCGCCAGAUAGACAGUUUGGCGAAGCUGCGUAUAUCAAUGACAGAAACCCCCUUUUCCCUUCGCAUGGUGGCACUCGAUGGCACAGAAUUGGGGUUGGCUCAUUUCAACAGCCAUCACCUGCCUCUGCUAUCCUACAAAGGGGACGAGUCCGUUUCCUCUACCUCCGCCAGCCACCUCAUACCACGCAUGUGUUUCAAGACGAAGCCUUCAAUGCAACGAAAUUUUUGUCUUACUAAAAGCGCCACCACCACUGCCUCUACAAUGCGAGUUCCUGUGCCUCCAGCUGGCGGUGCUUGUGGCUCCCCUGCCGAAGGACAGGAAGUUGUACGAGGUGCUACGUAUUCGUGGCAGGAUGUCGACAUUCGUGCCCGUCGCUACGUCUAUUCGGGCGGUCAAGCUAUACUGUUUUGUAGGGUAUAA